UAUCCGUUAUUGCUGAAGAAGGUAAUGAUGAUCAAUCCAAGUUGCCGAAGUGUGCUGACGUGGAAUGUAUAUAAAGGAAAUCCCGCAAGCACUAUCAUCCCUCGCAGGCCAAGUGUGCGAAAGUCUUGGUACUUUGAUGACUCGAUCCUCCCAGAGUUUAUCUCUACGUGCAAAAGAGACCACGCUGUGUGUAACAUUUCUCAAGACCAUCGGAUGCCAACGUAUCUCCUUAAGAUCCCAGAAGACACUGCUCCUGAAGCAUCCAUCCAGCUUGUGCACCAUGCACCCUGCGUCGGAUACGCAGCACUCAGCUAUUGUUGGGGCGGUGAUCAACGAAUCAAACUCACUGUCGAAACUGUGGCGGAGUUUACAACAUCUGGAAUUCCGUGCUCGGAUCUGCCCAUGACUAUCCAAGAUGCUAUCACGACGACUAGGAAGCUGGGACUGCAGUACGUCUGGAUCGACGCGCUCUGCAUCAUCCAAAAUGAUCCGGUCCAUACUAGACGCGAGAUUGACCUGAUGCCUAGUAUCUAUCAAAAUGCUCAAGUCACAAUUUAUGCCGCACGUUCCAGCACGGUAGAGCAAGGCUUUCUCUCUGAUAUCUUCGUUCCAGGAAGAGAUUCUCACUCUUUCCAAAUUCGAAUCCGCGGACCGGAUAGUCUCUCUCGCCCAGGCGCUCCUGUUUGUCCCUCUGACCUACGAGGAGCUGUGGUAUGCUUCAGCGACGAUAAUGGGUCAAACGUCAACAAUCCCAUUGAAAAGCGAGGAUGGACCUUUCAAGAAUUACUUCUCAGUCCACGACUCUUGGAGUUUGGUGCGUAUCACACAAGCUACAAAUGCCUUGAAUUGGAGCUUUGCGAUGCAAAUUUUGCACAGCUCUAUGACGGGCGAUCGUCAGAGGCAUUCGAGCUUGUACGCGUUUAUUUUCAUAAGCAACAAAUGGGAGGGGACCUGAAAAUCUGGGAGACAGCAGUGCGCAUGUAUACAAUGCGACAGCUGACGAACCCUAUUGAUCGGCCUUUGGCGAUUUCCGGUAUAGCAGCCGUGCUGGGACGAAUGCCGGACCUUCAGGGGAAGUACCUGGCAGGACUGUGGAAAGAUGAACUGCCGUUGCAGCUUCUCUGGGAGAUUAUAGAUCGCAGAAAACCUCGGUCAGCGGAGUAUCGAGGCCCAUCUUGGUCGUGGACGGCCGUAGAUGGGACUGUCGCUUUCCUUGAUCAUAUUCCCAAUGGGUCACCAGACCGUGAUCUACAGAUAUUGUACACGGCGAUCCAAUUGGAAGAUUCGAUCGUUCCACAUGGAGCAGUGAGCCAGGGCUCAUCAAUCACUGUUCGAGGAUGGAUCAUACCAAAGAUUGUCGCUGAGGGUGGCAAAUCUUUGAUAGAUAUAGGCCACGUCGGAGAUGCUACGGAUGGCUGUCAAGACGAACCUUCCUCGGUGACUAGAUCGAAACCGUGGAGACCAGUAGGUAGAUAUGGGCCUAUGCCGCUGAUACAUCCCGACGCCAUGGACGAGCUUACUGACGGAGCCACGGUAUACUGUUUGGAGGUCUACCCUUUCGACGAAAAGACAGAUAUCGCGCCGUAUGGACUUAUUCUUGCUGCAGCUGUCGGGUGUGAAGUUGGUUUUAGGCGGAUUGGCACUUUCAGGUUCUUCCCAAGAGUAGCGGGAGCGCGCUUUGUAAGUUGUCGACGACAUUUGUCAGGAUUGCGCGGCUUUUGCACUGGUUUCGACGCUUGA
Messenger RNA from Paraphaeosphaeria sporulosa, 1740 nucleotides. Its product is annotated as HET-domain-containing protein. The record is from RefSeq and is a predicted model, not a curated record. Lineage: Eukaryota; Fungi; Ascomycota; Dothideomycetes; Pleosporales; Didymosphaeriaceae. The coding region runs from base 25 to 1740 and encodes 571 amino acids. The transcript has a single exon.